Molecule: messenger RNA, 1146 nt
Organism: Maniola jurtina (meadow brown)
Lineage: Eukaryota; Metazoa; Arthropoda; Insecta; Lepidoptera; Nymphalidae
Product: glycine-rich protein DOT1-like
Exons: 2
Coding region: 29-1090 (353 amino acids)
Source: RefSeq, a predicted model, not a curated record
GGAACCAACCCGCACUAAGCAAAUCAACAUGAAGAUUUUUGUGUGUUUGUUAGCGUUGGCAGUUGCCACGUGCAAGGCCGGAUUUGAAGGCGGGUAUGAGCAAGGGGGAAAUGGCAUAGGUGACAGCGGAGGUGGCUAUCAUUUCUCUGCUCCAUCAGGCGGAGGUGGUGGCCAUGACUUCGGAGGCGCACAGCUCCAGGAAUUUUCUGGAGGUCAGGGGGGACAUUACGGUGGGCAAGGUGACUUCUCGGGUAACCAAGGACACGGCCAAGACUUCGGUGGAGGUCAUGGAAACGAGCAAACCAUUGCUCUUAUUCAAAACCAAGAUUUUGGGCAUGGUCAACAGAACUUUGAUCUCGGUGGAGGUCAUGGCGGUGGUCAAAACUUCGAUGGCGAUUCUUACCUUCAGGCAGCUCAUGAUUUAGGACAAAGCUAUGGGGGUGGUGAUGGUGGUCAUGGAGGUAACCAAGGAGGUGGCCAUGAGGAAUUGAGUGGACAUGGUUUUGAAGGUGGAUAUGGAGGUCAAGGUGGAUUCGGAGGGGACGGUGGACACGGAGGCCAAGGAGGAUUUGGAGAUGAAGGUGGACAUGGAGGCCAAGGUGGAUUUGAAGGUCAAGGUGGAUAUGGCGGUCAUGGUGAUCAGGGUCACGGCCAACAGGGUUUCAUCCUCCAAGAUGGAGGCGAUGAGUUCGGUGAUCAUCAAAACUUUGGACACGGUCAAGCUUACCCUGUAGGCACACAUGUCGAUGAAGAACACCCCGUCGAAGUACCUCUAUACAAACACGUUACUUACCCAAUUCACAAGACAAUUCAUGUCAAUGUACCUAAGCCUAUCCUUGUCGGUAUUCCUCAACCCUACCCAGUCAAGGUCCCCGUCCACAAGCCUGUAGCUGUACCUGUUGAGACUGAAAUCAGUAUUCCCAUUGAAAAGGUUGUCCCAUACCCCGUCGUUAAACACGUUCCCUACCCAGUAGAGAAACACAUACCGAUCAAGGUUGAAAGGACCGUCACAGUCCACGUACCUCAUCCUUACCCAGUCAAAAUCCCAGUGUACAAAACCAUCCAUCAUAAGAGUCAUUACCACCAUUAAAUAGGUACCUAUAGUGCUCGUUUGCCUGAUGUGUGUAUGUGUGUGUGUUCCGUGCC